Messenger RNA from Ceraceosorus bombacis, 1694 nucleotides. The record is from the annotation of a GenBank genome assembly. NCBI's taxonomy places the organism in Eukaryota, Fungi, Basidiomycota, Exobasidiomycetes, Ceraceosorales, Ceraceosoraceae.
AUGGCCGACUUUAUCGACUACUCGAGGCGCAACCGCACCCCCUCGCCCACAGACAACGCCGGGCAGUCUCAGGGACAAGGAGACAACAACCCCUUCUCCGAUGGCGGUGAUGUCGAGCACGAGAGUGGUGUGGCUCAGCAGCGACCUGGAGGUAGAGGUCACCACUUCGACGUGGAGUAUCAGCACACUGCUGCUCCCGAGGAGGGUCAGCACCAAGCGUCCGGCACCGACAAUGGCGCUUUCUUCGACCCAGAAUUUCCGGAGGCAGCCCAGGCCGAUGGCGAUCUCGAGAUCGUCUGGUUUCCACACGUCGUCGCUGUGAGCAUGAGUCUUCCUCUGACGUCCGCAGCGGCACAGCUGCACAAUGUGCUGGGCGUCAUGCUGACACCGAAUCUCUUGCUACACAGCGUUACCCUUCCAUCGGCAAGAUCGGCAAGCUGCGUGUACAGUUUCGUCAGACCGUAUCAUUCGGCCUGACGCUCGGCGCACUCGGUCUUGUCCUCGUCGCUGCCUUUGCUCACUAUUUGAACCCCUUCAAGAAACGCCGCCCUCAUGUCGGCACCGACAGGGAAUACGAGCGCCGGAUCACCGGCGAGCGCCUUUCCGGUCGACCGCAGUACUACUCCGAGUUUUGGGGCUACAGAUGCGACGAGCACGACAUUGUCACCGAAGGAGGAUGGAUUCUCAAAGCUCAUCGCAUUUCAGACCCUCGCCGCGCCGGUCCGCCCGGCCACCCCGUCAUCCUGCAGCAUGGUAUUCUUUGCAACUCUUCGCACUUUUUCCUUUGCGAGGAGCGCUCCAUGGCGUUCUGGUUGGUCGACCAGGGCUACGAUGUUUGGGUCACCAACAUUCGUGCGAACUUCAACGCCGGCCACACCGAGUACAAUGACUGGGACCCUCGCUACUGGGCUUGGGGUCUCAAGGAACUUGCUCUCGACCUCCGCGAUGUCGUCGAGUUCAUCUCUGGUGCCACUGGCUCUCCUCGUGUUGCGUACGUCGGUCACUCGCAGGGCAGUGGUUCGAUGUACCUCGCUCUUUCGCCAGGCAUCUGUCCAGAACUAGGCAACAAGUUGAGCAGCUUUACCGCCAUCGGCCCCUCCGUUUACGCCGGUCCGGUCCUCCGAAAGUUCCCCUUCAGCUUGAUGCGCCAGUUCAGGUCCAGAAAGUGGUGGUCUCUCGUCUUCGGCAUUCGCGAGUUCAUUCCCGCGAUCGGUCUCUUCCAAAAGUACCUGCCCGCAUUCUGGUUCGGCCACCUCGGCUACGUUGUCUUCCACUUCCUCUUCGGCUUCAGCGACACCAUGUGGGCUAGACGCCACAAGCCCAAGAUCUUCCGCUCCCUUCCCAUGCCCACCUCAUCAGAGCUGCUCUAUUGGUACAUGGCAUCUUUCAGCCACCGUGGGUGCAUCUUCGACCCUCGUGUCCAGGAGCCAUGGUUCCCUCGCACCUUCCCUCGUCACACCGUCAUCGGUGGCUCCCUCGACAUGCUCGUGCUUGCCAGACCUCUUUUCGCUCGUCUGGAAAAGUUCGAGCGCAACGUUGACAUCGUGCACGCCGUCGAAUUGGAAGGCUAUGAGCACCUGGACUUCAUCUUCGGUACCGACGCAUACCGCACAACAUACCCUCUGAUUCACGAGACAAUCCAAAGCUCGUUGACCGACUCUGAACGCAACCCAGAGAUGGCUGAGCGUCGUUGA